AUGUCCGAUAUUCCAAUUGAUUUCACCGAGCUCACCCAAUUAACCCAAUUGGGUAUCUCCCAAUCAUCAUUGGACUUCAAAUCCACUACUUUGGAGUCGGAUCAUUACAUAUGUAUUCGUGAAUCGGGUCCACUGGGUAAUACUGUUGCUAUAGUUGAUUUGAAAAAUAACAAUGAAGUUACAAGAAAGAAUAUGUCAGCAGAUAAUGCUAUAAUGCAUCCACAAGAAUUUGUCAUAAGUUUAAGAGCAAAUGGAACCACAUUGCAAAUUUUCAAUUUGGGAUCUAAACAAAGAUUAAAAGCUUAUACUAUGGAUGAACCAGUCAUAUUUUGGAAAUGGCUUGAUAAUCAACAUCUUGGUUUAGUUACACAAUCACUGAUUUAUUUCUGGAAUGUGUUUGAUGGUACUAAUGAUGGUCCUAUUAAAUUGACCGAUAGGCAUCACACAUUGAACAAUGCUCAAAUAAUCAACUUUGUUGCUGAACCAGAUUUGAAUUGGUUUGCCGUUACUGGUAUUGCUCAAGAAGAUGGUAGAAUUGCUGGCCACAUUCAAUUAUACUCGAGGUCGAGAAACGUUUCUCAACCAAUUGAAGGUCACGUUUGUAAAUUUGCUUCAUUGACUUUAAGUGGAGCUGUACAACCAACCAAGGUAUUUUGUGUUGGUAACAAGAAUGCUCAAGGACAAGGAAACAUGCAUAUAAUUGAAAUUGAUCAUGUUGAUGGAAAUCCACCAUUUCAAAAGAAAGUUGUUGAUAUUUUCUUCCCACCAGAUGCUAGUAAUGAUUUCCCUAUAAGUUUACAAGCUUCAAACAAGUAUGGGAUUGUUUACAUUUUGACAAAGUAUGGGUUUAUCCACUUGUAUGAUAUGGAAUCUGGAUCUAAUUUAUUUGUCAACAGAAUCACUGCUGAUCCAGUUUUCACUGCAUCUAGUUACAAUAAUGGAACUGGGUUAUUAACUAUCAACAAAUCAGGUCAAGUUUUGAGUGUUGAGGUUAGCAGGGACAAGAUUAUUCCAUAUGUAUUGGAAAAGUUAGCCAACGUGCCUUUGGCUAUUUCUUUAGCUGGUCGUGGUGGAUUCCCAGGUGCCGAGAAUUUGCUUAACCAACAAUUCCAAACAUAUUUAAACCAAGGUGACUACACCAAUGCCGCUAAAGUUGCUGCUUCUUCUGAACAAUUGCGUACACAAGAUACCAUCAACAAGUUGAAACAUAUUACUCCUCAACCAGGCCAAAUUUCACCAAUAUUGCAAUAUUUCUCAACUUUGUUAGAUAGGGGUACUUUGAACAAGUAUGAGUCUAUUGAAUUAGCUAAACCAGUCUUGCAACAAGAUCGUAAGCCAUUGUUUGAGAAAUGGUUGAAGGAAGAUAAGUUGACUUCAUCUGAAGAGUUGGGGGAUAUUGUCAAAUCUUAUGGCGAUGCAGCCUUGGCUUUGGCAGUGUAUAUCAGAGCUAAUGUCAACAUCAAGGUUGUUUCAUGUUUGGCUGAAUUGGGUCAAUUUGACAAGAUUUUGCCAUACUGUCAAAAAGUUGGUUACAAUCCUGAUUAUACUAACUUGAUCCAAAACUUGGUUAGAGUCAACCCUGACAAGGCUAGUGAAUUUGCCACUUCCUUAUUAUCAGGUGAUACACAAUUGAAUGUUGAACAAAUUGCAGAUUUAUUCUUUUCGCAAAACUACAUUCAACAAGGUACCGCUUUCUUAUUGGAUGCAUUGAAGAAUGAUUCACCAUCCGAAGGACAUUUGCAAACCAAGGUUUUGGAAAUCAAUUUGUUGCAUGCUCCACAAGUUGCCGAUGCAAUUUUAGGAAACCAAAUGUUUAGUCAUUAUGAUAAACCAACCAUUGGUAAAUUGUGUGAAAAAUCUGGCUUGUACCAAAGAGCUUUGGAACAUUAUGAUGAUUUGAAAGAUAUCAAAAGAGUCAUUGUUCACACCAAUGUAUUGCCAAACGACUGGUUGGUUUCAUACUUUGGUCAAUUGAAUGUCGAUCAAUCCAUUGCUUGUUUGAAAGAAUUGUUUAGUCACAACUUGCAACAAAAUUUACAAGUGAUUAUUCAAGUUGCUACGAAGUAUUCUGAUUUACUUGGUGCUAAAAAGUUGAUCAAAUUGUUUGAAGAGUACAAAUGCACGGAAGGGUUGUACUACUACUUGAGUUCUAUUGUCAACUUGACCCAAGACCCAGAUGUUGUUUUCAAAUACAUUCAAGCGGCAGCAAAAAUUGGCCAAACAAAAGAAAUUGAAAGGGUUGUCAGAGAUAACAAUGUCUACAAUGGUGAGAAGGUGAAGAACUUUUUAAAAGAGGCCAAUUUGGAAGACCAGUUGCCUUUGGUUAUUGUUUGUGAUAGAUUUGGAUUUGUUCAUGAUUUGAUUUUGUACUUGUACAAGAACAAGCACUUUAAAUUUAUUGAAGUUUAUGUUCAAUCAGUCAACCCUGAAAACACUCCUCAAGUUAUUGCUGGAUUGUUAGAUGUUGAUUGUGAUGAAUCUAUAAUCAAGAACUUGUUGAUGUCAGUAUUGGGUAGAGUACCAAUCAAACCGUUGGUUGAAGAGGUAGAGAAGAGAAAUAGAUUGAAGAUUUUGUUACCAUACUUGGAAAAGACUUUGGAAGGUGGCUCCAAUGAUCAAGAAGUUUACAAUGCUUUAGCCAAGAUUUACAUUGAUUCAAACAACUCACCCGAGAAGUUUUUGCAAGAAAAUAACAAUUAUGAUACUUUGACCGUUGGUAAAUAUUGUGAAAAGAGAGACCCAUAUUUGGCUUACAUCUGUUACGCCAAAGGUGGCAAUGAUGAUGCCUUGAUUGAAGUUACAAAUGAAAACAAGAUGUACAAGUACCAAGCCAGAUACUUGUUGCAAAAAUCUGAUCUUGAUUUAUGGAACAAAGUUCUUUCAUCCGACAAUGUUCACAGAAGACAAUUGGUUGAUCAAGUUAUUUCCACUGGUAUUCCUGAGUUGGAUGAUCCUGAACCAAUUUCAAUCACGGUUAAGGCAUUCAUGGAGAAUGAAUUGCCUGAAGAGUUGAUGGAAUUAUUGGAAAAGAUCAUUUUAGAACCAUCUCCAUUUAGUGAAAAUGCCUCGUUACAAGGAUUGAUGAUUUUGACUGCUAUCAAAGCUGAUCCAUCCAAGGUUUCCAACUACAUCGAAAAGCUCGAUAAAUUUGACCCCCUUGAAAUUGCACCUUUGUGUAUCGAUAACGGCCUCAACGAAGAAGCCUUUGAAGCUUAUGAUAAAUUUGAAUUGAGAACCGAAGCAAUGAAGGUAUUGAUUGAAGACAUUGUUUCUCUUGACAGAGCAGAACAAUACGCUGAAAAAUAUGACACAUCAGAAUUAUGGUAUCAACUCGGUACUGCUCAAUUGGAUGGAUUGCGUAUUCCAGAGGCUAUUGACUCUUAUGUCAAAUCCAAGAACCCAGAGAAUUAUGCUCAAGUUAUUGAAAUUGCUGAACAUGCUGGAAAAGAAGAAGAAUUGUUACCAUUUUUGGAAAUGGCAAGAGAAACUUUGAGAGAGCCAGUUAUUGAUGGUGCAUUUAUUAAUGUUUACGCAUCAUUGGAUAGAUUGGGUGAUAUGGAAAACUUUGUUUCAGGAACCAAUGUUGCUGAUUUGGAAGCUAUUGGUGAUAAACUAUUCGAAGCUAAAAACUACAAAGCAGCAAAGAUUUUGUAUAGUAAUGUUUCCAAAUACUCCAAACUUGCUACAACAUUGGUUUAUCUUGGUGAUUAUCAAGCUGCUGUUGAUUGUGCUAGAAAAGCUUCCAACACUGAAGUUUGGAAACAAGUUAACAACGCUUGUAUUGAAAAUAAGGAAUUCAGAUUGGCACAAAUUUGUGGUUUGAACUUAAUUAUUGAUGCCGAAGAAUUACCAGAAUUGGUCAAGACUUAUGAAUACAAUGGAUACUUUAGUGAAUUGAUUGCUUUGUUUGAAAGCGGUUUAGGUUUGGAAAGAGCACACAAGGGUAUGUUUACAGAAUUGGCUAUUCUUUACUCCAAGUACAGUCCUGAAAAAGUUAUGGAACACUUGAAAUUGUUUUGGUCAAGAAUUAAUAUCCCUAAAGUUAUUACUGCUUGUGAAGAAGCUCAUUUGUAUCCUGAAUUGAUUUUCCUUUAUUGCCAUUAUGAAGAAUGGGAUAAUGCUGCAUUAACAAUGAUUGAUAAAUCUGAAGUUGCAUUUGAUCAUUCAUCAUUCAAGGAGAUUGUUGUUAAAGCCCCCAACUUGGAAAUUUAUUACAAGGCUAUCCAAUUUUAUAUUAAUGAACAACCUUCAUUGCUUGUCGAUUUGUUGCUGGUUUUAUCACCAAGAUUGGAUUUACCUAGAGUUGUUAGAAUGUUUGUCAAGAGUGAUAACCUUCCAUUGAUUAAACCAUUUUUAGUUUCAGUGUUGGAUAAGAACAAUAGAGUUGUGAAUGAUGCAUAUCAUUCAUUAUUGAUAGAAGAACAAGAUCACAAGGCUUUGAGAGAUGCUAUUCAUUCUUAUGAUAGAUUUGAUCAAAUUGAUUUAGCUGAAAGAUUGGAGAACCAUUCACUUGUUUACUUCAGACAAAUUUCAGCAUUGCUUUUCGCCAAAAACAAGAAGUUCAACAAGUCAAUUUCUAUAUUGAAAAAAGAUGGUGAUUGGGUCAAUUUAUUGAAAGUUGCUUCUGGAUCAAACCAAAAAGUUGUGCAUGAAGUACUAGACUACUUUGUAUCCACUGGUAAUUAUGAAGCUUUAGUGGCAUUGUUGUAUACAUGUUAUCAUCUUAUUGAUUCAACUUAUGUUGCUGAAAUUGCAUUUGAAUACCAAUUGGGUAAUUUUGUUGCUCCAUAUAAGAUUUAUAAAGAUCAUGUUAGGGAACAACAAUUGAUUGAAUUGUUCAAGAGACUUCCAAGUAAAGAAGAAGAGACGGAAGAGAAUGAACAACCAAAGUUUAUGCUUACAUAUUAG
Lodderomyces orthopsilosis Co 90-125 is the source of this 4908-nucleotide messenger RNA. It is a transcript of the gene CHC1, whose product is annotated as clathrin heavy chain. Gene Ontology annotation, molecular function: clathrin light chain binding; structural molecule activity. Gene Ontology annotation, biological process: receptor-mediated endocytosis; intracellular protein transport; Golgi to endosome transport. The record is from RefSeq and is a predicted model, not a curated record. Lineage: Eukaryota; Fungi; Ascomycota; Pichiomycetes; Serinales; Debaryomycetaceae. The transcript has a single exon. Gene Ontology annotation, cellular component: actin cortical patch; clathrin coat of coated pit; clathrin coat of trans-Golgi network vesicle. The coding region runs from base 1 to 4908 and encodes 1635 amino acids.